Pseudogymnoascus destructans is the source of this 864-nucleotide messenger RNA. RefSeq lists its product as uncharacterized. The transcript has 3 exons. The record is from RefSeq and is a predicted model, not a curated record. The coding region runs from base 1 to 864 and encodes 287 amino acids. Lineage: Eukaryota; Fungi; Ascomycota; Leotiomycetes; Thelebolales; Thelebolaceae.
AUGCACACCUACGAUACGAAUCGACACACCUGGCGCUACGAUGUGGGCGGGUAUGGCUGGGAUAACUCGGAGCUUUCCCUGACCUAUUCUUCUGGCAAUACUUUCUACGCACCGGCCGCGAAGACGUUUAUCGUUUCGCAGAGGCUGUCACCCGCCACACAGGUGAAGCCGAUGUCUACCAUAUUGGUGAUUGGAAGGGCCUGGGUACCCGCCACGGUGUCCAGCACUGGGCCGAUAGCGCAAAGCAAGCCUGUAUCUCGCAGCCGCAGUACCUACUUCUACUACCUGUCCGGAGGUGAUGAGCGUAUUAGAGAGUUACUCGGCGAGCUUCUAGACACGGAGAAGACCUACGGAAUUCUGGACCCUCAAAGAAACGCAGCCCUCGCCGGCGGAUGGCUCAUUGCAUGGGAACGCCGCGGACUGAGAUGGGAGGAGGCAAAGACCAAGUUGACGAGCACAAUCACCAGCAUCGCCAAACUCAAUACCUUAGGCCCCCCUCCAUUGGAUCCCGACAACAAAGGUCUCGUCGAUGUCUCCCAUCUCUCGGCCGUAUUUGGUCUCCCCGAAGUCGUCUCCGAACCCGUCGAGUACUAUGGUGAUGACCUCCCGGCAGGGUUCAAAGAAGCAUGGUACGACUACUGUUACUAUUAUGCCGCAACCCCCGCAGAAGCUCGUUAUGGGGUUAAGGUCAAGGACAUCAGCUUGCUACAGGCCCACUCGCGUGUCACAGCGUAUGCCGCUCACCAAACCGGCAACACGACGUUGGCCAAGCGAGCGUGGCGCGAUCUCUUGAACUCGGAUGGUAUUGGUCCAAACACCCCGGAUACCGAUAUGAAUGGUAGCUCGGUCUUGAGUGGCUCUUGA